Messenger RNA from Tribolium madens (black flour beetle), 1723 nucleotides. Its product is annotated as carotenoid isomerooxygenase-like. Bases 114 to 1688 code for a protein of 524 amino acids. Gene Ontology annotation, biological process: retinal metabolic process; carotene catabolic process. Lineage: Eukaryota; Metazoa; Arthropoda; Insecta; Coleoptera; Tenebrionidae. The transcript is spliced from 10 exons. Gene Ontology annotation, molecular function: carotenoid dioxygenase activity; beta-carotene 15,15'-dioxygenase activity. The record is from RefSeq and is a predicted model, not a curated record.
AGAGAUAAAGCACUAUAGAAAGAUAAUAUUUUAUAUUUUAUUUGUUUAUGAGGUUUGAUUAGUGGCGAAAGUUCAAGUUGUGGGUCUGCCAAAAAUUAUUUUGAACUAACACAAUGUCAGAACCCCUCUACCCCCACUACGACAUCACGGUUUGGCUCCGUUCGUGCACUCGGGAAAUCCCCGAACCCAUCACGGGUACCAUCACUGGUACCAUCCCACCAUGGCUGCAAGGCUCGCUUAUCCGGAAUGGUCCCGGUUCCAUCAAAGUCGGCGAUGAGCAAUAUGGCCAUUUAUUUGACAGUUCGGCCCUACUCCACCGAUUUAAUAUCGAAAGCGGGGCCAUAACGUAUCAAUGUCGAUUCGUCCAAUCAGAAGUCUUCAAACGGAACCGAGCAGCCAAUCGGAUUGUUUUCACCGAAUUUGGCACCAAAGCAGUUCCUGAUCCGUGCAAAACGAUUUUUGAUAGGGUUGCUGCGAUUUUCAGGCCUAAUGAUCAUCCGGAUAAUUCCAUGAUUUCGGUUUAUCCGUUCGAAGAUGAGCUUUACGCAUUUGGGGAAAUGCCAAUAAUUCAUAAAAUUGAUCAAGUUAGCUUGGAAACAAUUGACAGGGUUAAUGUCAGUGAUUUUGUAUCAAUUGUUCAUCAUACGUCACAUCCACAUGUCAUGAACGAUGGUACUGUGUUUAAUCUAGCAUUGACAACGUAUCCCACUGGUUCUUAUCAUUCAAUUGUUAAAUUCCCGCCGAAAUUUGGAAAGAAAAGUAUGUUUGAACAAGCUGAGAUUGUUGCGGGGAUUCCCGUAAGAUGGAAUUUGCACCCGACUUACAUGCACAGUUUUGGAAUAACUGAAAAUUAUUUUAUUCUUGUUGAGCACCCUUUUAGCAUGUCAGUCAGUGCCAUGGUUGCCAACAAAAUAAAAGAUGAGCCUUUGGCUGGUAGUUUCCGGUGGUACCAACACGAAAAAACACGGAUUAGUCUAAUUAGUCGUAAAAGUGGAAAAUUAUCACACAGGUUUUACUCUCAAACGUUCUUUUUCUUUCAUAUAAUCAACCAAUACGAAGUGGGGGAUUACGUAAUUAUUGACAUUUGCACCUAUCGCGAUGCAGCACCCCUAGAAGGCAUGUACAUUGAAGCAAUGCAGAAUAUGCAACACAACCCGAACUAUGCCGAAAUGUUCCGAUCCAAACCCCUCCGUUUCGUACUUCCCCUAAACCCCACCAAAACAAAAACGAAUCUAAUCCAACUCGAAUUAACACACGCCGAAGCUUACUACCAACCUGACGGAACAAUUUUACUAAAACCGGAACAAAUAAUUGAUCAAGGUUGCGAAACGCCUAGAAUAAAUUACAACCAUUCAGGAAAGCAGUAUCGAUACUUUUACGCCAUUAGCGCUGACGUCGACUCGGCCAAUCCUGGAACUAUAAUCAAGGUUGAUACGACCUUGAAAAUUUGCAAGACAUGGUGUGAGGAUAAUUGUUAUCCCAGCGAACCCAUUUUUGUACCACGGCCCAAUGGUCAGUCCGAGGAUGAUGGAGUAGUGGUAGCGGUACUUUUGUGGGGGAAAGGAGUGACAAAUCGGGUCGGAUUGGUGGUCUUGGACGGUAGGGACAUGACCGAGUUGGGGAGGGCGGAGUUUGAGACGCCGGGGGAGGUGCCAAGGUGCUUACACGGGUGGUUCUUACCGAAAUAGUAAACUGUUCUAUAAUUCAUAUAAAAUAAAAUGAU